GCGAGAGCUCGCAAGCGGCGCGCAGUUCCGGGCAGCUCCCUUCCCGGCCAGCGUCAGCGGAGCAGUGCGCAGGCGCAGCCGGCGGGUUUCCCGGGCUACCGUCUGAACCAGCUAGUCCGCCGCCGGCUGGUCCGACCCCCUGCGCCAUGGCUGGCUGCGCGGCGCGGGUUCCGCCGGGCUCCGAGGCGCGCCUCAGCCUGGCCACCUUUCUGCUGGGCGCCUCGGUGCUCGCGCUGCCGCUGCUCACGCGCGCCGGCCUGCAGGGCCGCACCGGGCUGGCGCUCUAUGUGGCGGGGCUGAACGCGCUGCUGCUCCUGCUCUACCGGCCGCCGCGCUACCAGAUAGCCAUCCGAGCUUGCUUCCUUGGCUUCGUGUUCGGCUGCGGCGUGCUGCUCAGCUUUAGCCAGUCCUCUUGGAAUCACUUUGGCUGGUAUGUGUGCUCGCUGUCAUUGUUCCACUAUUCCGAGUACUUAGUGACAGCUGUCAAUAACCCCAAAAGCCUGUCCUUGGAUUCCUUCCUCCUGAAUCACAGUCUGGAGUACACCGUCGCGGCUCUUUCUUCUUGGAUAGAGUUCACGCUUGAAAAUAUCUUCUGGCCAGAGCUGAAGCAGAUCACCUGGCUCAGCGCCACAGGGCUGCUCAUGGUGGUCUUUGGUGAGUGCCUGCGCAAGGCUGCCAUGUUCACGGCCGGCUCCAACUUCAACCACGUGGUGCAGAACGAGAAGUCGGACACCCACACCCUGGUGACAAGCGGGGUGUAUGCCUGGUUCCGGCACCCUUCCUACGUGGGCUGGUUCUACUGGAGUAUUGGGACCCAGGUGAUGCUGUGUAACCCCAUCUGUGGGGUGGUCUACGCCCUGACCGUGUGGCGCUUCUUCCGAGAUCGAACCGAGGAGGAGGAGAUCUCACUCAUCCACUUCUUCGGAGAGGACUACUUAGAGUACAAGAAGCGGGUGCCCACGGGCCUGCCUUUCAUCAAGGGGGUCAAGGUGGAGCUAUGAUGGGCGGGGCCAGGUGGGGCCGACCUCAGGGACUGCGGCGCUCUGGUCGGCCACUGCAGGACGGAUUUUCUUAAUAAUUUUUUAUGUCACUAAUUACUCCUCCGGAGCAUCACCCAAGACCACACGGUCAGGAGGCCUUAGGACCCAAAGCCCCGCCGGAGCAAUCUCGAGCUGAGCCCCGGUCGGGGUAGGUUUCUGAGGAACAUGAAGCAAAUCACAGCAAUAUUCAUCAGUCCCGCUUUCUAGGCGGCCAGGUGAGGACCCGAGCCUCGUGGCAGUGCCCUCAGCCACCGUGUGUGUGCCUGGUGUUGGGGUUCCCUCAGGAGCGAGGGGCCUGCCUGCCUGGCUCAGCAGGGUCUGCUGCUGAGGGCAGCGGGGUACCUACUCGGCAGCAUUAAAGAUGCACUGAAAGCCCUCAUGUCACCGAGAAGCACCGCAGCACGGCUGUAACCUCCAGUGUCCUCCAGUGCAUGCACAUCUGUAUAAGCUCAAGUCCCUGCCUCCUGGCACUUUGCUCCUCGUGCAUUUAACUGUAUCCACACUCGUUUUUGAUCGGUAGCAGGAUAAAUGUAAAGGGGCCCCUGGGGGCUUUCUAGGUCCAGCUUGUAUUGGUCAGCAAGUGAGCACAGACCCCUGACACAGUUCAGCCGGUAGCUUUAGGUGACCGUGGCCCCCGUGUGCUUUCCCCAGGUCCUGACCCCUGCUCUUUUCCUGUUGCCGGUGACAAGUGGGUCACAGAUGAGCCAUUUUCCCUUGACCCAGGAGGCACUUGCGGGAUGCAGACACCGCUGAGCAGUGUGAAAUUCCCCGCUGUCCAUUUACGCGGGCUUCUGUCCUGCUGUUCCUACAGCUCGUGUUUCUGUGUCUCUGUCCAUCUAUCCAGCAUUGGGCUCUGGGUUCUCCUCCUCCCCAGUGCUGGUUCAAGCUGCCUUUCCCAAAGGGCUCCAGCAUAGACCUGUGUAGGCACACCCCCUCCUGAAAAGAACCUUAAAUAGAGCCCACCAGCCGGGCUGAGGUUCUGUGUCAGCUCGGCCCCACAUUGUGGGGAGAGGAAUCACCUUUGUGAGGCAGACUGAGACCUGGGUGUCAUCCUUGGUGAAUCCUGGACCCGAAGAGAACAUGGUCUUGGUGUUAGGUCUUCCUGAGCAGCUUUGCAGGAGCACAGGUGAGAGUGCCAUUGGCCUGUAGGCCUCCAGCGCACCAUGGCUUUUGAGGGGCUGUCAGACCCUUCGUGGGUAGCCUCUCAUCUGCAGGACGGGCCUGUGCCGCCUACCUCACAGGGCUGUUGUGAGGACUUAGGGUACUAGUGUCUGGUAUUAAGCAAACUCGACACAGUGUCAUCGUGUGGCGUAAAAGCAUGCAGGUGGGCCAGCUGGUUACCUGCACAGGUCCCUAAGGUGUAUUUAAAGAGGGUUUUGCCAGCUAAGAAACAUCCCUCAUCUCUAGAUUCCUUGGCUUAAUUUUCUCAUUGUUCUGUAUACCAAAGAGGCUCAAGGGAUAGGUCGAUUGUCAGCAUUAGCCUUGCUGGCUUGAGAGCUGUCGGCCCUGGUUACCUCAGAGGGGCUCACAGACCCGAGUCCUUGGGGAGCCAGGCCAGGGGGACAUCAGAUGCAUCAUUCAUUCUUGGGAUGGGAGUCAAAUUGGUGCCCAGCUCCCCCAAACCACAGAUACUGAGCAGCUGUUGCUCAGCAGGCCGUAGUGGCGCAGGUCAGGUCAGGACUGGCAGUCUUGGGCACUCUGAGGGGACAUUCUUCCCGCCCGCCUGCACCCUAGUGGGGCUGGCGUCUGUGUUCCCUGGGGGUGAGGCCGUGAAGUUACCUGUUUUGAUGGAUGGGGAGCAGCUGAUGACGGCCCCUGGCAUUGUGUGUGCGUGGUGCGGCUGGGUGUUGCCAUCUGAUGCCAAGCUCCAUCUGCCAGAGGCCAGAAAGCAAAUCUUCACGCAGACCUAGGAGUGAAGGAGCCCAGGCCUUGGGGUUUUGCAGGGGCGUGGAGAAGGAGGACGUCCAUCCUUACCCUGGUGAUGGCCCCAGCACAGCUCUGCUCCCCAUCAAGUGGAGAGUUAAAUGGGGAGCAGGGCCAACAUGAAGUGAAACCCUGGGGAUGCAGACAGCUUCUGGAGCCCAGCAACACCCCCGGGCUGGUGGGACGGGACGGUUGACCCGGUCCGGCGCCUUGGACCCUUCUCUGCACUUUCUCGCGCUGCCUUAGGUAGCUUCAACCCCACACUGUACUUCGCUUCCGCUUGCGUAGCGGCUCGGCCAGAUUAGGUGACCUCAGCCUCUCUGUCCUGGUGGGAAGGGCGGCCCCACCCCAGAGAGGGACUUAACAGAGUAAUUCUUCUACUCUUCUGUUUACAUACAGAAAUGUUUAUUUAAAUAUUUUAAAUUGGAUUUUCCUUCACAGAUACUGAUGAUUCUUCCCAGUUCUUAAAUCAAUAAAGUGAAAUAUUUGAUUUCA
Molecule: messenger RNA, 3458 nt
Organism: Cavia porcellus (domestic guinea pig)
Lineage: Eukaryota; Metazoa; Chordata; Mammalia; Rodentia; Caviidae
Gene: Icmt
Product: isoprenylcysteine carboxyl methyltransferase
Exons: 5
Coding region: 147-1001 (284 amino acids)
Biological process (GO): C-terminal protein methylation
Cellular component (GO): endoplasmic reticulum; membrane
Molecular function (GO): protein C-terminal S-isoprenylcysteine carboxyl O-methyltransferase activity
Source: RefSeq, a predicted model, not a curated record